Messenger RNA from Ilex paraguariensis (yerba mate), 270 nucleotides. Lineage: Eukaryota; Viridiplantae; Streptophyta; Magnoliopsida; Aquifoliales; Aquifoliaceae. The record is from the annotation of a GenBank genome assembly.
AUGAACUUCAAAUCUGAUAUUAUCAUGAUGGCAGGAAAUGCCAACGCCAAGCAAAAUGCUCUGAUAGAAGAAAAGCGAAGGAGUGCCAAAGAAAAACGAGCAAAAGAAGAACAAGCGAAGAAAGCUCUUGGAGAAAAUGAAGCGGAAGUAAAUUUGGAAAAUCUACUGGCAGAAAAAGACCAAAAAGAAGCGGAGGCGAUAAAACGACUUGAAAAUGAGAGAGUCCUCCGAAUCAACAGAUUAAUGGAAGAGAAGAAUGUCAAUCAAUAG